Molecule: messenger RNA, 2726 nt
Organism: Ipomoea triloba (trilobed morning glory)
Lineage: Eukaryota; Viridiplantae; Streptophyta; Magnoliopsida; Solanales; Convolvulaceae
Exons: 3
Coding region: 302-2473 (723 amino acids)
Molecular function (GO): protein dimerization activity
Source: RefSeq, a predicted model, not a curated record
GGAGCCUACGCAGCUCGUCUGGUGGGUCGUUCCAAACAGUCGGAGGUUUGACCCAAGUUCGCUAAAUAAUCCGAACACUGGUUCCCUUCGCGGAGAACGUGAGAGACGCUAAUCUCUCUGAAGGCUGCCAUAAGCACUUUGCUAUCCGAGAUCAGCGUAGAAGAGUCUGAAUCACUGCCCAGAUCAUUCUCGAACCCUCAUUCCGUAGAGACGAAGAAGCAGAAGUCAGGGUCUCGGGGAAAGAUUUGAGCUUUUCGUGCUCAUUGGCCUUGUAUCUGCCACUCGACUCGGUCAAUUGGGAAUGGCUACUAAUACCUGUGAAUUUGGGACCAUUGUGGAUGAUCAGAAGGGUAGAUACCAAUGCAAUUAUUGUGGCAAAGUUGUUAGUGGCAUCCAUCGUCUUAAAUGCCACUUAGGAGGAGUCAGUGGAGGUGUUACUCAUUGUUUGCAGGUUCCUGAAGAUGUGAAGGAAAUGCUGAGAACUGAGUUACUGGAGAAGAGAUUUGGAAAUGCAAUGAGGAAUGUUGGGGAGCUUAACGAGCCGAACCUUCCAUUGAAGAGGAACAGGCAGGACAGUCCUGCCAGGCUUGACAAACAAGACAGCAUUCAAAAUUCUGGCAAUGUGAUAGCCCCGGUUGUUCCCAGAGGACGAGUGGACUCACCAGCUGAAGGUAGUGGUGUUGGUGUCAAUGAUUCAUCAUUAAGAAAAUCCCAGAAAAGUAUUGGCAGGUUCUUUUAUGAAACAGGAGUUGACUUCAGUGAAAUCAAAUCACCUAGCUUCCCGAUGAUGAUAAAAUCUAUCAAUGGCCCUUUGAAUACAAUGGAACUUCCUACUUGUAAUGAUUUGAAAGGGUGGAUCCUUCAGGAUGCGGUGAAAGAGAUGCAAGAGUAUGUAUCUGAUAUCAAGAGUGUAUGGGCAACCACAGGAUGUAGCAUCUUGUUAGACGGAUGGGUAGAUUCAAAGGGUCGAAAACUUGUUAAUGUCCUAGUAUAUUGCCCAAAGGGCACAGUUUAUCAUCAAUCCUAUGAUAUUUCAGCAAUUGAUGGUAAUGUUGUCGCAAUGGAAGAUUUUUUGGAUAGUGUUAUUGAGGAUGUUGGAGCUGAUAAUGUGGUUCAAAUUGUCUCGUGCUCAACAUCAACUUUCAUGGAGGAUGUAGGGAAGAGACUGAACCAAAAGCAUAAGAGAAUUUUUUGGACUGUAAGUACUUCUCAUUGUAUAGAACUCAUGUUAAACAAAUUUGCAAUGAUGGAUGCCAUCAAGGAAAUAUUGGAAAAGGCAAAAGCUAUUACACAAUUUGUUUACAGCAAUGAGGAUGUCCUGAAACUUGCAAGAAAGUUUUGCUCGACUGACUUAGUUAAGCCUUCCAAGAUAAAGUCAAUAGUUCCGUUCCUUACCCUGGAGAACAUGGUCAUGGAGGACGAAAACUUGCAAAAGAUGUUUCACUCAUCGGGUUGGAAAUCCUUAGUUUGUGCUUCUACCGUGGAGGGGCAAAGCAUUGCUGACUUGGUGGCGGAUCAAACUUUUUGGGAUGGAGCUUUGAUGGUCUUAAAGGCCACUAUUCCGCUGGUGACAGUUUUGAAAUUGAUCGGUAGAAGUAAUAAGCCAGAAGUAGGUUCUCUAUAUGACACAAUGGACGAUGCUAAGGAGACAAUCAGAUUAGAAUUCCAGAAGAGGGAAUCCCAAUACAUACCAUUCUGGGAAGUAAUAGAUGAAAUUUGGAACACGUAUCUUCACAGCCCUCUCCAUUCUGCAGGAUACUUUUUGAACCCUAAUCUUUUCUAUUCAGAUGACUUCUUCGCUGAUCCAGAAGUUUCAUGUGACCUCUGUUGCUGCAUUAUCCGUAUUGCAGCGAAUCUUAGCUUUCAGGAUUCGAUUAUGCUGCAGAUUGACAAGUACCGGAUGGCAAAGGGUGAUUUUGGCUUAGGCAGUUCCGAGCUGGAAAAGAUUCAUCCAGCACUUUGGUGGUCAAAGUAUGGAGACGAAUGCCCUGAAUUACAAAAGAUGGCUGUCCGGAUCCUGAGUCAGACCUGUGAUGGGGCUUCAAAAUAUAAUCUAAAGAGGACACUGGCAGAGGCAUUGCUCACUGAAGGGAGAAAUCAGAUUGAACAGAAGAGGCUGAGGGAUCUGGCUUUUGUUCACUACAAUCUGCAGUUACAAAAUUUUAAGCCAGAUGUCUGCAAUGACUUCUCAGAUGAGGAGAUUGACCCGAUGGAUGACUUGAUAGUGAAAAGACGGCAUGGUUCACCGAUCAGGAAUGAAGAACCAGUGCCGAUAGAGCUCGAUUCUGAAGAUUCAACUAGAGAAGAUUCUGAAAAUUCAACUAGAGAAGAUUCUGAAGAUUCAACUAGAGAAGAUUCUGAAAAUUCAACUAGAGAAGAUUCUAAAGAUUCAACUAGACAGGAUUCUGAAAAUUCAACUAGAGAAGAUUCUGAAAAUUCAACUGGAGAAGAUUCUGAAGAUUCAACUAGAUAAGGGGUCAUUUGAAAAGAUAGGGCAAUUCUCGCGAUUUGGUUGGUGACGUAAUUUAUCUGUAGAUUAUGUAAGUGCAAACGGCAGUCUUCCGUGACCAUAAACAUAGCAGUUGAACAGACCAGUUUCAUACUCACUGGAUUUAGUUGGUGUUUGGUUAGUGUUAAUUGUUUUGACCAUUGAGAAUUCACAUGUUUGGCAGAAUUAUGGAUUGCUCAAAAGUUAAAGGAAAUGAUAACUUUGAAGAAUGUUUUUG